GAUCUUAUCAUAAAGGUCACAAUAAAAACAUUUCCAAAUUCGGGGAAUAUCUGGGAGACUAAUCUUUGCAGUGAUAGUAGACAAAAAGAUUUCACUCGGAGUGCUAUUUAUUCCGUAGCGGAGCCGAGACGUAGACUAGACCUAUCGAAUCUCAUUAUAUUUCCGUCUAGUGUUAUAAAUCGUUACCGAAAUACUUAUAUUGUAUAGUAAACAAAAGUUUCGCUGAAUAUAUUGAAAGUGCUUUGUCGAAUCUCGUUUAAAAUGGAAUUUUUAGUUAUCGUCGCAUUUUGUAUUGCAGUUUUAAUAAUUUGUUGUUUAUGUUGUGCCGGAAAGAAUCGAAAGAAUCCCAUGUUCACUGCGCCAGUCGUAGUGACAACUGCUACACAACAAGUGCCAUUCACACCAGGAUCGCAGAUGCAUCAAACGAAUAUAUAUCCGAAUCAAAUACCUUAUCCGAUGGGACAACAAGGAUAUGGAAUGCCUAUGCCUGCGUCAAAUCAACAGAGUUAUCCAAUGCCACAAGCAGGAUAUCAACCGUACCCCGCUGGUGGAGCACCAUAUCCACCCGGUCCGCAUGAAAACAUGAAUCCACCAUCAUACGACCAAGUGGUUGGAACCACAACAACGACAACCGAAAAUUAUGCCAAACAAGCGCCAUACAACCCGAGCUAUCCAGGAUAAACAUCGUCUCUAAAUGUUGAACUUAUUUAAUUUUAAGACACCGUGUGUACUUUUCCAUUCGAAGUGUUCAUUUUUUUCAACUAAUUUGGUUGAUCAAAUUGAUUUAUCGAGUUAAAUUAAUAUUAAAAUGUGUUAUCAAACAAGAAAAGAACAAAAAAAAGAAAAAAAAAUAGUGAAAAGAACAAAGAAAAAAAAGAAAAGGGGAGUUGGCAUCCAAUUUAAAAUUUCUUCCCUGCAUGUGAUUACGCUAUACUAAAGAAUUUCAAAUAAAUUUAAUUUUUAAAGUCAGUACAUAA
Bradysia coprophila is the source of this 977-nucleotide messenger RNA. RefSeq lists its product as uncharacterized. Lineage: Eukaryota; Metazoa; Arthropoda; Insecta; Diptera; Sciaridae. The record is from RefSeq and is a predicted model, not a curated record.